GGUGGAUUGAACAGCGAACUUACUAUCACGGCCUACGUCACUAUUGCUUUACUGGAGGCAGGUUUUGAUGAGAAGACAUCUAUGGUUUCCAGAGCUCUUAAUUGUAUAUCGCGAAAUCUGGAUACAAUUCAAGAUUCCUACACCACUUCAUUAGUAUCGUACCUGAUGGUGCUGGCAGAUCAUCCGAAAGCAGGAAUAAUGAUAAGUCGUUUGAAAAACAGGGCGAUAAGAGAGAAAGAAGAACAACUUUACUGGUCAUCAGGCAACGUAAAUCAAGCACGGUUUGAUUAUUACCACAAGACAUAUGCCGCUGAUGUAGAAAUGACCAGCUAUGCUUUAUUGGCCUACAUCAAGCGCAAUGAAUCUCCUAGGGAUUUGAAAAAGAUUGUGAAAUGGUUAUCAAAACAACGAAAUUACUACGGAGGCUUCUCUUCCACACAGGACACCUGUGUAGCGUUACAAGCUCUUUCUGAAGUCGCUGAAAGAUUUUAUUCCAAAAGUGAUCUUUCGAUCUUGAAUGUAUCUGCGAAUAUAAAAGAUGGUUUUAACCAUACUUUCUCAGUUACUGACAAGAACAAAUUGAUUCUACAACGCGUAGAGAUUCCAAGUAAUUUCUUGCCAAAUACAUUGGGUAUAAAUGCAUCUGGUUCAGGAUGUGCUUUAUUGCAGGGUCUCUAA
This is a messenger RNA of Dendronephthya gigantea, 678 nucleotides long. Its product is annotated as alpha-2-macroglobulin-like protein 1. Lineage: Eukaryota; Metazoa; Cnidaria; Anthozoa; Malacalcyonacea; Nephtheidae. The annotation marks the transcript as partial. The transcript is spliced from 5 exons. The record is from RefSeq and is a predicted model, not a curated record.